AGUAAAACCAGAUGGAGAAGGCCAACCACAUGUUUUGGUGGUGUUCCCUUGCUCCACCCAGAAAUGUCAUGGCUCUCUAUCCAUUUUAGACUUGCGGAUAAAGAACUUCUUCCUUGUGUUAGGAUCCAUGCUAGAUAUCCCUUGGCCUGUUCCUUAGAAUUUAACUAGAUAUCUUUAUGUCUUGGCCUAGUGAGUUGACAUAGUUAUACUUUAUCAUCUUCUUCUUCUUAAUUAUCCUUCUUCUUGGUUUUGAAUCCUUUUUUGGCGGUUGGAAUUGGCCAAGUAAUGAGAGAAGGGAUAAGGAAUGUUUGGAUAAGCAUAUCUCUUCAUGCUUGUUAGAUUAGGCUUCGUGGUUGCGGCCUCGAUCGCAGCCUAUGCAGUUAGGCAGGUUAACUGUUCGCGGCCGCUGCAAGUAAAGCCUCCAGAAAAUGGCGAGCUGGCACCAAAACUUGAGCAUAAAGAGGAAGAGGAAAAAGAUUCGGAAUAUGAUGUCAAAGAACAUGUUGAGAAAGAAGAAGAGGAGGAGGAGGAGGAGGAGAAAGUUAAAACAAUCAACAGCGUGAUAAAUCCAGCCCAAAGCAAUUCGACUCCUGUCAACAUAGAAGAUGAUGAAAUGCUCCCCGACUUCGAAAACCUCCUCUCCGGAGAAAUCGAAUUACCGCUGCCGAACGAUAAGUUCGACGUCAAGGAGAAGUCUCAGUACGAUAUCGAGAUGGCCAACAAUGCUUCUGAAUUGGAGAGGCUUCGCAAUUUGGUUAAGGAGUUGGAGGAAAGGGAGGUUAAGCUCGAAGGCGAGCUUCUCGAGUACUACGGCCUUAAAGAGCAGGAGUCGGAUAUAGCUGAAUUGCAGAAGCAGCUGAAGAUCAAGACAGUGGAGAUUGAUAUGCUGAACAUAACAAUAAACUCUUUGCAAGCGGAGAGGAAGAAGCUUCAGGAGGAAAUCGCGCAAAGUGCUUCUGCGAAGAAGGAGUUGGAGGUUGCGAGAAACAAGAUAAAGGAGCUUCAGAGGCAGAUACAGCUCGACGCGAGCCAGACGAAGGGGCAGCUUCUGCUUCUGAAGCAGCAGGUCACGGGGCUGCAGGCGAAGGAGGAGGAGGCGUCGAAGAGAGAUGCGGAGGUCGAGAAGAAGCUGAAAGCUUUUAAGGAGAUGGAAGUGGAGGUGGUGGAGUUGAGGAGGAGGAGCAAGGAGCUGCAGCAUGAGAAGAGGGAGCUGACGGUGAAGCUUGAUGCUGCUGAAGCCAAAGUGGCAGAGCUCUCCAAUUUGACAGAGAGUGAUUUGGUCGCCAGCGCGAGAGAGGAGAUCACCAAUCUAAGACACAUCAAUGAAGAUCUCUCCAAGCAAGUUGAAGGCCUACAAAUGAACCGGUUCAGCGAAGUAGAGGAACUGGUCUACCUGCGCUGGGUCAACGCGUGCCUACGCUACGAACUCCGGAAUUACCAAACUACUUCAGGCAAAAUCUCGGCUCGCGAUCUGAACAAAAGCUUAAGCCCGAAAUCGCAAGAGAGAGCCAAACAGCUUAUGCUAGAAUACGCUGGAUCCGAGCGCGGCCAAGGCGACACCGAUCUCGAAAGUGUUUCCUCAAUGCCUUCUUCGCCAGGAAGCGAAGACUUCGACAAUGCUUCUAUAGACAGCUUAUCUAGCAGAUACAGCUCUCUCAGCAAGAAACCAACUAUAAUUCAAAAGCUUAAGAAGUGGGGGAAAAGCAAGGAUGAUAACGGCUCUUUAGCCUCGCCCACAAGGUCCCCGAUGAGGACUAGUGUGAGUAAAGCGAAGGGCCCGUUGGAAGCUCUGAUGCUAAGAAACGCCGGAGAUGGCAUGGCCAUCACUAGUUUCGGAAGGAAAGAACAAGACCCCAAUGACUUCUUGGAAGAUGCUAAUCUCCCGCAGAUAAGAACGCAAAUGUCGUCGAAUGACCAAUUGAACAAUGUGGCGGCUUCGUUCCACCUUAUGUCGAGGACGGUCGAAGGUGUAGCUGAGGACAAGUAUCCGGCAUUCAAAGACAGGCACAAGCUCGCGUUGGAGAGGGAGAAGGCGAUAAAGGAGAAAGCAGACCAAGCGAGAGCGGAGAGGUUCGGCAAUAGUAGCAGUGAUUUGAAAACCAAAGUAGAGAGGGAGAAACCUGUUUCGCUCCCUCCGAAGCUAGCCCAAAUAAAGGAGAAGGUUCCAACGGCUAGUUCGGAUUCAAAUGAGCAGUCUAGUGAUAGCAAAAUGGAUAGUGCGGUAGUAGUGAGUAAAACCAAGCUUGCUCACAUUGAGAAAAGGGCUCCGAGAGUUCCUCGCCCGCCACCGACACCGUCGGGCGGUGCUCCUGCAAGUGGUAAUACCUCAGGUGGCUUACCGCCACCGCCUCCACGUCCGCCACCGCCUCCAGGUGCGCCGCCACCACCGCCGCCACCUGGCAGGCCUGGCGGGCCACCGCCACCGCCGCCACCUCCUGGAGGCCUAUUGAAGGGCACCGGAGGAGGCGACAAAGUGCAUCGCGCCCCGGAGCUGGUUGAAUUCUACCAGACGCUGAUGAAGCGUGAGGCGAAGAAGGAACCGACUUCUCUGGGUUCUACGACAUCGAGCACCGCUGACGCGAGAAGCAAUAUGAUCGGAGAGAUCGAGAACCGAUCGACAUUCCUCUUAGCUGUAAAAGCUGAUGUUGAGACACAAGGUGAUUUUGUUGAAUCUUUGGCCACCGAGGUCCGAGCUGCAAGAUUUACAAAUAUUGAAGAUCUUGUCUCCUUUGUUAAUUGGCUGGACGAAGAACUGUCCUUCUUGGUCGAUGAACGGGCCGUUCUUAAGCACUUCGAUUGGCCUGAGAGUAAAGCUGAUGCCCUGAGAGAGGCGGCUUUCGAAUACCAGGACCUGAUGAAAUUAGAGAAACAGGUCUCGUCUUUCGUCGACGACCCUAAACUUUCAUGUGAACCUGCACUGAAGAAAAUGUACUCGCUGCUCGAAAAAGUCGAGCAGAGCGUUUACGCGCUCCUGCGAACCCGAGAUAUGGCUAUUUCACGCUAUAGGGAGUUCGGAAUUCCAGUUGAUUGGUUAUCAGAUGCAGGUGUAGUGGGCAAGAUCAAACUAUCAUCUGUCCAACUGGCAAAGAAGUACAUGAAGAGGGUCGCGACCGAGCUCGAUGCUUUGAACGGCGCCGAGAAAGAGCAUAACAGGGAAUUCUUGCUUCUCCAGGGUGUGAGGUUCGCCUUCAGGGUUCAUCAGUUUGCGGGAGGAUUCGACGCGGAGAGCAUGCGGGCAUUCGAGGAACUGAGAAGCAGGAUGAAUACGCAAGUUCCUGGUGCUCAGAAAACUGAUGCCUGAGCUCUAUUCGACAAGGAUGAAAAAGUUGUAAGAUGCUGAUAUAUACACAAGAUAAAGUUGCUAGUAAUAAUAAUUUAAAUUAAGAUCCGGAUGAGAAAGCUGUAUAGGCACCCUCCUUGAAUUUUAUUAUGUUGUUGGUGCAGUUUGAUUAUAUUUGCAGGACCUAGUUUCAUUCACUUGCGCACUGAUGUUCAUGUAGCAAAACAGCAAAAAAAACAUUGUUAUAUAUGCGAGUUCUUUGUAAUUUGUUUUUUUGUUUUUGUUUUUUUGAGAAAUAGGUAGCCUCGUUUGAUUA
Molecule: messenger RNA, 3596 nt
Organism: Ananas comosus (pineapple)
Lineage: Eukaryota; Viridiplantae; Streptophyta; Magnoliopsida; Poales; Bromeliaceae
Product: protein CHUP1, chloroplastic
Exons: 9
Coding region: 329-3301 (990 amino acids)
Biological process (GO): chloroplast organization
Cellular component (GO): chloroplast outer membrane
Source: RefSeq, a predicted model, not a curated record